Messenger RNA from Salpingoeca rosetta, 915 nucleotides. RefSeq lists its product as uncharacterized. Lineage: Eukaryota; Choanoflagellata; Craspedida; Salpingoecidae. The record is from RefSeq and is a predicted model, not a curated record. Bases 1 to 915 code for a protein of 304 amino acids. The transcript is spliced from 2 exons.
AUGCAAGACGUGACGGGAAAGGACCUGCUGGGGCGAAGGCCCACUACCUUCGACUAUGCGUGCAUGUCGCUGUUGACCUACCGUGACAUGGACGAGGACGACAUCCGGCAGGACACCAUCAGCGAUGCCAUCGAGAACGACACACGCCUCCCCGCGGAAAAGCUCAAGCUCUCUGUGGAUGCGUGGCACCGCCUCAGGCACGCGGGCUGGGAGGUGCUCGAGCAGUGCCGCUGCGACUCCGGCAUGAUCUGCACCGUCUUCUUCCACUCGGAACGCCAGCAGCUCGUCUUCUCCUACCGUGGCACCCAGCCAAGCAACAUCAAGUCCGUCAAGGCAGACAUCUUCCACGUCAUGCGCGACAGGGCUGGCAUCAUCAACGACGACGCCGUCUCCAUCGCUAAACGCUACGCCAAACACCGCGUCUUCGAAAAGUACAAGUUCUUACAAGUGUCGACGACUGGCCACUCGCUGGGCGCGUGGGAGGCGGAGCUGGUCGUGUUCCAGCUGAAGCUCGAGUUUGCAAUGCACCUGCGCGAGCUGCCAGGUGCGUACGCCCGCAUCUGGGCCGUCACCUUCGAGUCGCCCGGCUCGCGAAGCCUGAUGGAGAGCAAGGAGAACCGCCCUGGCAUGCUGCACAAGACCAACAUCGUGGACACCCUCGACAUCACCGCCUACAUGAGCAAGCCAAACUACAUCAACACAUUCAACCGGCAGGCCGCCACCUGCCUGUACCAGAUCACGGGCGAGGCCAUCGGCAGCGCACGCGGCACCAUCCAGGUCCACGACAUGGCGACCGUCUACGCUGGCAUGCAGGAAGUUGCUCACAGAGCCCCACAUCCUCCGCCGCUGCCUGGCCUGGCCCUAUCGCCCGUGGGCCUCUGGACAGACGUCGUCCAGCGCACAGGACGUCAUUGA